Molecule: messenger RNA, 375 nt
Organism: Cylicocyclus nassatus
Lineage: Eukaryota; Metazoa; Nematoda; Chromadorea; Rhabditida; Strongylidae
Source: the annotation of a GenBank genome assembly
AUGGGAAGAAGACCCGGACAGAAAGAUUCAAAGCCGAGAAAGAGGGCAGAAGUGGGAAACAGACCUUGUGAACACAGUCCCGUUUUUCAAGACCAGACCAGAGAGCAGGAACCGGGAUACAAUACAAAGCGUGUUGCAUUUCUUAUGGAGAUAGCACCGACAGAACCUCUUGAUCCGCAUGACAUUCCGGAAAUGGAAAGACGCUUUUUAAGGGAAGGUUUGAUGGCAGACGGCAAAGUAAAUCCGGUAACCGGGAUAUUUUGGCAGAAAAACUAUGACGGUCUGCGUGAUCAGCAGGAAGUUGUGGUUGCCCCCCGCAACCGUCCCUCUCGGCGAUCAAGUGGACGCAGAAACCCUGAAACAGCGGUAUCUUGA